GACAGCAAGCAAACGAAGAUAGUAAUAUUCGACGAGUUGUUUGCUUUUCACUCCGCCUCGCUMCAUUUCUAAGCAAACCAACACACGACGAUUAUGGCAAUUUACAACACGAGUUCGAACAACAACCAUGCCAGCAAUGCUUCUGUCCUUAGCAUAGUUAUCGGAACCACGUUUGUGGUCGGAACGCUUUCGUCCGUUGGAUGGUACUAUUACUUCACCCGUGCGACAAUAAGCAAAGACAGCGGGGAUGACAAUGGCAGCAACAAAAGCAGUUUGUCCCCCGCAAAGCCAUCGUCGUCACUCAUCAAACCACCUUUUCCGCAGACGCUCCGGGACAUGCUGUCCGUGUGCCGACUGGCCUACCUUUCCACCGUCGACAACGCAGCGGGAAGCUCCCACUUGAGCCUGAUGCGUUUCACAUACCUCCACGACGAAAGUGACGGCGAGGUCGUCAUCAUGAGCACGAAUCGUAAGACGAAAAAAUUCGAUAUGCUCUGCCGCCAGAACGGCGUGGCCCUGCUAGUCCAUGACUUUGACGGCAUCACGAAGCAGCAGCUGGCGGCUGCCGCAGCAAACGAGAUAAACGACGACGACAAGGCCGACCCGGAGCACCCCAAGAUCCUCCGGUCCAUUACACUCAACGGAAACUGCCGGAUCCUGGACGGUUCUUCCGACGAGGAACGCUACCGACGGGCACACCUGGCGCACAAUCCCGACUAUCCCCAGUUCAUCGUCGGGGACGACAUUGCCGUCCUGUGCAUCGACGUGACCUCGGCGCGGAUCUGUGACCUGAACGACCGGGUUGUUCACUGGAACGUAGAGGACGCGGCACUCGCGGCGGCGACUACAGCAAUGCCACCGUCGCCACUGGCGGAAACGGCAAGGGUUUAGAAGAGGACAGGGAGGAUCGAUAGGACAGUCACCCGACAUCCCUAUGCG
Molecule: messenger RNA, 939 nt
Organism: Pseudo-nitzschia multistriata
Lineage: Eukaryota; Bacillariophyta; Bacillariophyceae; Bacillariales; Bacillariaceae
Source: the annotation of a GenBank genome assembly